This is a messenger RNA of Schizosaccharomyces osmophilus, 963 nucleotides long. It is a transcript of the gene zip1, whose product is annotated as DNA-binding transcription factor Zip1. Gene Ontology annotation, cellular component: nucleus. The coding region runs from base 1 to 963 and encodes 320 amino acids. Gene Ontology annotation, molecular function: DNA-binding transcription activator activity, RNA polymerase II-specific; RNA polymerase II transcription regulatory region sequence-specific DNA binding. The record is from RefSeq and is a predicted model, not a curated record. The transcript has a single exon. NCBI's taxonomy places the organism in Eukaryota, Fungi, Ascomycota, Schizosaccharomycetes, Schizosaccharomycetales, Schizosaccharomycetaceae. Gene Ontology annotation, biological process: regulation of transcription by RNA polymerase II.
AUGGAUUUCACUCCGAACCAAUGCAUUAACAAUUUAAAUUUGGAAUUGGAUGAAAGCCCUCACGUUGAGGAGUUCUCCAACGAUGAUUUGGCGGAACAAUUGAACAUGUUCAGCAAUCCUUAUUUCUUUGACUUUGAACCUGUUAAUUUGUUUCCUCACAACUUUUACAGAUCUGUACCUCAAAAGGUAAAUAGCAACUCUUCAACGGUUCCGCCCAAAUAUAAAACCCAACCUCAACAUGCUGCUCCGUCAUCACAAUUUACGACUUCCUCUAAUGUCCCUGCGUCAGCUAUUCCCAAGAGAGAACCUUUGGAAAAUGCUGACGUUUCCGCUAAACUUUCUCAAGAAGACAAUCAAAAUCCCUACUUGACUACUGAGAAUCUGGAAUUGUUUAAAGCUUCAAAGGUAAUGCAAAUGCAAGGCAAGAAUUCACCUGCUUUGUUUCCUCUAUCUAAUCCCACUGCAUUCUUGGAGUCUGAUGCUCCUCAAAACCAGCAAAAGGUCCCUUCUCAUCCUUCUGUAGCCUAUAAGCGCCCUAGUGAUUCUUCUUCUUUGGAUUUAUCUUCCUCGUCUGCUGGUAACGAAGAACCAGCUGCCUCUACUUCUACUGGCAAGCGAAACUCUGCUUCUGCCCAAUUGGCUGACCUCUCACAAUUUGAUGCCAUAACAGAACAAGCUUCAGUUCCUUCAACUCCCAUUGCUAUCUCUGCACCUAUGAAUAAGCGUCCCAGGACCGACUCUUCCGAUGCAGCCAUUCGUAAUGCUGCAGAAGAGGAUAAGCGUCGAAGAAAUACGGCUGCUAGUGCAAGGUUCCGUAUCAAGAAAAAGCAAAAGGAACAGCAAUUAGAACGUACUGCAAACGAGCUCUCUGAUAAAGUCGUUACGUUGGAAUCUCGAAUUGGUGAGUUGGAAAUGGAAAACAACUGGUUGAAGGGACUUAUUCGUCCAGCUACGAACUUUUAA